AUGUCUUCUCACAAGACUUUCAAAAUCAAACGAAUCCUGGCCAAGAAACAAAAGCAAAAUUGUCCUAUUCCUCAAUGGAUUCCGAUGAAAACUGGUAACAAAAUCAGGUACAACUGGGGAAGACACUGGAGAAGAACAAAGCUGGGACAGUCAGGAUUCACACAAAGACAAGACUGA
Molecule: messenger RNA, 177 nt
Organism: Acomys russatus (golden spiny mouse)
Lineage: Eukaryota; Metazoa; Chordata; Mammalia; Rodentia; Muridae
Product: 60S ribosomal protein L39-like
Exons: 1
Coding region: 1-177 (58 amino acids)
Biological process (GO): translation
Cellular component (GO): ribosome; cytosolic large ribosomal subunit
Molecular function (GO): structural constituent of ribosome
Source: RefSeq, a predicted model, not a curated record